AGUCACACCGUGCAUGAGGCUCAUAUAGAUAAUUUUCCUUGUUUCUGUUUGAUGACACAUGCAGCUGCACACAAUGUGACUCCAUGGUGAGAGUCAGACAAUGAACGCCUCCUCCUGCUGUGAUCCUCCUGUCAUCAUGUAUCAGCAAAGCGCUGGGUCUGACCUUAAUGCCAGCUGUGACUGGCUUCCUCCUCCCUGUAACUGGACGGCAGUGGACAGAGUGCCACAGCUGCCAACCUUCUCUACAGCGGCCAAAGUCAGAGUCAUCAUCACCUUCAUCCUCUGUGGCGUCUCCACUUUCUGUAACCUGGCUGUGCUGUGGGCAGCUAGCAGCCACAAACGCAAAUCCCAUGUCAGAGUGCUGAUUAUCAACUUGACCACAGCUGAUCUGUUGGUCACAUUCAUCGUGAUGCCUGUGGACGCCGUGUGGAACAUCACAGUUCAGUGGCUGGCCAGCGACCUGGCCUGCAGGCUCCUGAUGUUCCUCAAGCUGCAGGCUAUGUACUCCUGCGCGUUUGUCACUGUGGUGAUCAGUCUGGACCGACAGUCUGCGAUCUUAAACCCUCUGGCUAUCAGCAUGGCCCGCCAGAGGAACAGGGUGAUGCUGAUGGUGGCAUGGACGAUGAGCGUCUUGCUCUCAAUUCCUCAGAUGUUUAUUUUCCAUAAUGUGACAAUCACCUAUCCUGCAAACUUUACUCAGUGCACCACCAGGGGGAGCUUUGUCAUGCACUGGCAGGAGACAGCUUACAACAUGUUCACCUUCUCCUGCCUCUUCCUGUUACCUCUUGUGAUAAUGAUUGUCUGCUACACCAGGAUCUUCAUCCAGAUCUCCAAACAGAUGACACAAAAAGGAUUGUCAUCAAAUGAACCACACCUGCGUUGCUCAAAGAACAAUAUCCCCAAAGCCAGAAUGAGGACUCUAAAGAUGAGCAUUGUCAUCGUGAUCAGCUUCAUAGUCUGCUGGACUCCGUACUACCUGCUGGGUUUGUGGUACUGGUUCUUUCCAGAUGACCUGGAGGGAAAAGUCUCUCACUCUCUCACCCACAUUCUGUUUAUCUUUGGGCUUUUCAACACCUGCCUGGACCCCGUCAUCUACGGCCUGUUCACUAUACGCUUUCGCAAGGGGCUGAGGAGCUGCUACAACAAAUCUCCGGCGAUGACAGACCUGCAAACUGACGCUGUGAUAAUGGAGUCCCUGAAAUGUACUUCAACUACUUUCUCCACCAAAAGAGAAAUGACUGCUGGUGGAACAGACAGCAACUGUGCCCAGGCUGAGACAAAAGCCUUGGAAAUCAAGCCACUGACUGUGUUGAAUCAAGAGGGAGGAGGAAAGUCUGGACUUUUCAGUCAUGAAAGCACUAUAUGACAGAAACGUUCAGUAGAAGCAGGACUUUAGCUGCUGUUUGAACCUUUUUCUGUUGUCUGUAUACUGAGCAUUUUUAUCUCACAGUCCCAGAUGCAUCCAUUGAUUUCAUGCAUCUAAAGACUAAGCAUUGAAACUAAUAAUAUCCACUAUCCACUAUAUGGGUGUAUCAUCAACAACUCAGGGUUGUACAAUAAAUAGAAGCUGUAGUGCCUUUAAGGGAUACUACAUUGAAGGUUAUGCAACACCUUUAUGAACUCAGUAGACCUGUUAGGAGCUGUAUGUGUGUUGUGUAAUGGGCUCUCAUUUUAAGACGAGUCUGCAAUCUACAGCAUGCAUUACCAAAAAGCUUCAGGGCUGAAUGAAAAAAAGAAGAGGGUCACUGUCAGGUUACACAACAGCUCUUUAUGUACAUGGUUACAAAUUGCUUACAGUCUGAAAUGAAAAAGCUUCUUUUGAAGAUUGUGUAGGACACAAAUUUAACUUGGUUACUAUGAGCUUUGUGCAUUACUUAAAAGAUGUUGUGAUUGUUAAAAAUAACUGCUGAAAAUAUCACUGUUGACUGAUUGAAGUGAUUCUUCGUUUGGUUGUAUGACCUACUUGUCACUUGAAGUGUAGUACCUACAGGUAAUCCCAGAUUGCUCAGCCAGAUAGCAAGCAAUUGAACUGGCACAGGUACUAAGCUAUGAACUGCUACAGACACAAUCAACUCUACCGUAUUCAACAUUUGUUGCUUAGCUUCUGUGCUGGUUUUCUGCUCAGUUUCUCAACAUAGAGGUAGAGCCGAUUGGGAUCUCCUGUAGGUAAAACACUUACUAAGAAGUACCUCAUACAAACUCACUUCAGAACAAAACAAAACUAUCCUUCAGUUGACUUACAGUGUUGUAGUACUUGUGCGAGUCCAACUUGAGCUAGGAUUUUCCGGACUUAAGCUCUGAUGACUUAGACCCGAGCAUUGACUUAGACACAGGGGACUUGCCGACAACUCAUGUGUACAGCUGGUAUGGUUAAGGUUGGAAAAUGUAGCUACAUGUUGUGUUUUCAUGAGGAACAAACUGACUAAUGGUGAAAUGUUGUCACUCUGAACUGGUUGUUCUGUGGCCAGUCAAAAGUUUUCACUAAUGUCCAUUUCAUGACUCUAACUGAAGCACUAGUCAUUGAUUUGGCCGACCUGAAUGUCACAGUCUGACUUUGGCUUCUAAUCUGCAUGUGGGAUCAGGCAUGUCCUAACCUUCAGAAGGCUGGAAGCAGUACAAUGAUAAGGAUGCUUUGUUACCUUACCUCACCUUUGGGACUGGCUGACCAAGCAGUGAUCUAAAUGUCAGAUCCAGGGCUGCCCAAAACUCUGCUCAGAUAUGAGUUCAAUCAUCUCACCUUUAGAGCCCAUCAAAUCCUCAAACACACAUUCUUUGUUCCUCCAUGAUUAUACAGCUGAUCGGAGUGUAUUCUGAAUUAAUGCCUAUGAUAUCCAUGUAUUUAAUAGGAAAGCUAUGAACACACGUGUCAAAUAAGACUGCAGGCCAAUACAGCUUAUUUGUAUUCAAACAAGGUCUUUUAUUAAAAUCGUGACACCAGCACAACAUGUAGCUUACAGUGCGUGCAAAGACGUAACCUGACUUGCUUGUUGCCAUGAGUACUGUACGUCUAAGCCUAAUUGUAUUCAGACUCUCUGAUUGGUUUACUGGGAUGUCACUCAACUCGUAUCCAAUACCUUGACAACCCGUGCCUUUAUAAGUGGAAAUGAUGCAUGUGAAAACACUGUUGACUUUCUGUUUCCUGUUGAAACAUGAAACUUUGUUCAAGUCGAGUGUUUGUUUGACCCAUCAGCAUGAUAAAUCAGUAGCUGUUUCCUACAACAUUACCUCCUGGUUUGGGAAGCUUAAAGUGAUAGAUAUUGCAGUUAAUCGAAUCACAAUCUGAAGUCCUGCUCCACAUGAAGGGACUCUUUGAAUCACCAAACAAUCACUAAACAUAUCCAGCAUUAAUACCUGGCUUCCAGCUAAAGACAUAUGUUUACACAAAAUACUGAUUUAAAUGUGUUUUUAUUGAUUUAAAAUUAUAUUUUAGUACACUUAAAAAAUGUUUUAAUUGUUCCUCGAAUUCCACGGUCCGUUGCAUUCCCAUGGCAACAGAUUCUUAUCUGCCUUCGGUAAAAAUAAAAACUAAACACAAAAUUUCAAUUUACUAGGCUACUGGUUUGUUGAUGUCUGCUCAGUACUGUAAGAUUUAUUUGCAUGUUUAACAAGGAAGCCGUAUUGUCCGUCACUAUCAUACCGCAGUGCAGAGUUGAAUUAGUAUGUCAUACUCAAUAGUUUUUAAUUCAUCACUCCACACACAGUCACUGCUCUCUCCAGAAUACACUUAAUAAGCAUGCACACACUGUUCCUAUGAAGUUUGAUGUGACAGACUGAUUAUAUUUCAUUGCCACCGACUGGUUCUGCAUGCUUAUGUGGGUGUUUUUAACAGUGUCUGCAUUGUUGUCGGGACAAACAAAUGUUUUUGCCACAGUGUCAACAGACAGAAGUUAAUAAGCUGGAGUCUUUUACAAAGAUGGAUUUGAUAUGAAAUGUGUGAUCAAGUUGUGAA
Notolabrus celidotus (New Zealand spotty) is the source of this 3949-nucleotide messenger RNA. Its product is annotated as putative gonadotropin-releasing hormone II receptor. Gene Ontology annotation, cellular component: membrane. The transcript is spliced from 3 exons. Gene Ontology annotation, molecular function: peptide binding; gonadotropin-releasing hormone receptor activity. Bases 101 to 1366 code for a protein of 421 amino acids. The record is from RefSeq and is a predicted model, not a curated record. Gene Ontology annotation, biological process: G protein-coupled receptor signaling pathway. Lineage: Eukaryota; Metazoa; Chordata; Actinopteri; Labriformes; Labridae.